Molecule: messenger RNA, 1224 nt
Organism: Drosophila takahashii
Lineage: Eukaryota; Metazoa; Arthropoda; Insecta; Diptera; Drosophilidae
Gene: crok
Product: crooked
Biological process (GO): regulation of synaptic transmission, cholinergic; positive regulation of voltage-gated potassium channel activity; sleep
Source: RefSeq, a predicted model, not a curated record
CGCGUCACGGCACGGUCACACCACUAUUUACACGCCCAAAAAUUCAAUCAAUUGAAACGCAACGAAAAGCACAAAUAACAAAUAACACGAUGAAAACGGUGGAGAAAUGUGUCCUUUCCGUGGUGGUGCUCUGCUGUCUGCUGCAAGUGGGCCAGGCGAUCAAAUGCUGGGAUUGUCGCAGCGAUAACGAUCCGAAAUGCGGGGAUCCCUUCGACAACAGCACUUUGGCCAUCACGGACUGCCAGCAGGCGCCGGAGCUGGAGCAUCUGAAGGGCGUGCGGCCGACGAUGUGCCGCAAGAUCCGGCAGAAGGUCCACGGGGAGUGGCGCUACUUCCGCAGCUGCGCCUACAUGGGCGAGCCGGGAAUAGAGGGCGACGAACGCUUCUGCUUGAUGCGCACCGGCAGCUACAACAUCUUCAUGGAGUUCUGCACGUGCAACAGCAAGGAUGGCUGCAAUUCGGCCGGUGUCCAUCGGCUCGGCUGGCUGGGCGUCCUUUCGGGCACCCUCAUUUCCGUCCUGGUGGCGCAUCUCCUGCGGCAAUAGUUGGAUGGGAGUCCUCCGUUCGUAGCCAUUUCCACGCUUCCUUUGGCGCAAGACUGUACGGGAAUAAUAGGAAAGGAUUUACUAAAUUUAAAACCCUACUUUUGGGCCAAGAUUCGUUAUAAACAAGCGUAUAGAAAACAUAAAACUUUAUAUUUUAACAUCUAUUAGCUUCUUUAGAUCCCCUUAAAUUGUAUGAGACUUUAAAAUCCUAAAAAUGUUUCCAAACUGAACAAGUAUUCCAUAUUAUUUAUGAUUUACUUGCAUAAUCCUCUAUCAAUAGUCACCAAUUCAAUUUGUUCUGCUAAACAUCAAGUAACCCAAAAUUAGUUUUCUGUGAUCUAUAUUCUCUAUAUAUCAGUUAAUACUACAAAAUCCCUUUUUAUGAUUUACGAACAGUCUUGCUUAAAAUGAGCAAUGUGUACUAAAGUGCCUUUCUGUAAACCACUCGAAACUAAACUUAAGCCUGGAAAACGUUUUCCGUCCAAAAUGUAUCUUACGCACAUGACAUUCCCCCAUCUCGUAAGCUCAAUAUCGUAAUCUCCACUACUUUCUACUUGUAUUUUGUAAUGUUUUUACAAAGAAACACUAGUUUUAGUCGCCAGCAGGCUUACAAGUUUUUAUUGUAAUGCAAAGAAAAUUAGAACAUUUUUGUAAUUGAAAUAAACGAUUUAUACACCAA